Messenger RNA from Funneliformis geosporum, 480 nucleotides. Lineage: Eukaryota; Fungi; Glomeromycota; Glomeromycetes; Glomerales; Glomeraceae. The record is from the annotation of a GenBank genome assembly.
AACUUCAGAAUAGAGGAAUAUUUCCAGAUAUUGAUUCUAUUAUCCGGAAUAAGGAUGUACCAACCAUUCGAUUAUGGGUAGCAUUCAUGUUAGAGAAAUUUCGUUCUCAAAGAUUAUUUGGUUGGAGAAUGGUUGAUUUUCUCAAAGAGGCAGGUAUGAUAAUUUGCAUCAUAGAACUAAUUCCUAAGUCUAAUAAAAACGUUGUAUCAUUAUCUCAAGCUGUGAAGGCGAAUUCUUCUAUCGUUAAAGCAGAGGAGAUUUCAGAUAUAGCUAAUGCUAAUAUUCUCGAUCGUGAGACUGCUGAAUUUUUGGAGAAUAAGCUAAAGAAAACUUUAAAAGAGAUAUGUUCUUUAGACCGACAUCACAUUGCAGAUUGUUAUGAGAUUUCUCCUGAAUUAUUGACUGAAGACUUUAUCUCAGAGUAUGGGAAUUAUAAACAUAUGAGAUGGUUUAGAGCUUAUAGACAAAUACGAGAUGCGG